ACCUUCUGAUACUCCAUUGUCGAGAGAAUUGCCAGAAUCGCUUUGUGCAGCGAGGUAAGGAGAAGAUCAAAUCAGUCGAGGUUCGAUCACGAUGUCGACGCGGGUGGUGACUAUUAUGAAUCGGGCGAAGCGGGGAUUAUACGCUGGUCGGCACAUUCAGUUUGGCAACAAAGUUAGUGAGGAUGGUGGGAACAAGUCACGUAGGACUUGGAAGCCAAAUGUACAGUCCAAGCGUGUAUUUAGUCUUGCUUUGGACAAGUACAUUCGUGUUCAUAUUACUACACACGCACUCCGAUGUAUCGACAAAGCAGGAGGUAUAGAUGAAUACUUGCUCAAUAUUCCAGAUCGCAAUCUAGAAAGCGACAUUGCCCUUUUCUGGAAAAAUCAAAUUGCUGCCGUUUACCAAAGGUUGGCAAAUAUCGAAAUUGCAAUACCCGUUCAAAAAUCUGAGGACAGCGCAUUUAGCAUGAAGGUAUAUGGUGAUGCUCUUUCUGGUGUCGGAGAUGGUAAGAAGAGUGGUACUGAGUCGCUGUCCACUCAAUGACAUAUCGCACACAGAUGCAACUUUAUUCAAGUCAGUCAUCGUACGUGAUCAGUACUAUUUACCUUGCCAACAGAUGCCCAAGUAUGACUUUGUGGGUGCGCUAAAGAGUCAAGAGCUAAGAAUGUAUCAGAAAAUCCGAGCUCUUCUGAUCCUGAUGUAUCUAUCAAAUGCAACACAAACUCAAAGAGUCUUCACUGUUUGCCCAGACCUUUCGGAACACUCUAUCCAGAGCAUGCCCUGAAGUUUGGCACUGGAUUUUGAACCUCGUCUGUCACAUUACAGAGCCUAUGUUAGUUCAUAAAGACCAUAAAGUUAAAAGUCAGCAUAGUGAUAUUUGGGGUUGGACUUCUUGCUAAAUGUCUCUGGAUAACGAGUUCCACUUAUAUCGAAAGCCGGAAAACUUGGCUUCGUGCAAAGUAAGUGCAUUGGAUUACUGUGUCUACUCUUAAUCGUCACUUCAGUAUGCUGUUAUUAGUCUCUUAUCUGUAGGAACUUUAGAGAUCCAGUAUUGACUAUGAGAUGACUUGAGAAGCUUGGGUAGUCAUACUACUAGCUUAGGACUAGUGUCUUUGGAUUCGUCUAUUCGUAAAGCUGUGGACAUUCAAGCGUCACAAUGCUUGAGGAAAGAAAAUCAAAAUUGCGUGCUCUUACAGUUUUGCUUUCAUGAUAGCGUUCGUCUU
This is a messenger RNA of Marchantia polymorpha subsp. ruderalis, 1224 nucleotides long. NCBI's taxonomy places the organism in Eukaryota, Viridiplantae, Streptophyta, Marchantiopsida, Marchantiales, Marchantiaceae. The record is from the annotation of a GenBank genome assembly.